Molecule: messenger RNA, 2846 nt
Organism: Pneumocystis carinii B80
Lineage: Eukaryota; Fungi; Ascomycota; Pneumocystomycetes; Pneumocystales; Pneumocystaceae
Exons: 8
Coding region: 47-2800 (917 amino acids)
Cellular component (GO): cytosol; nucleus
Molecular function (GO): protein phosphatase binding; protein phosphatase regulator activity
Source: RefSeq, a predicted model, not a curated record
AAGUUAUUAUAAAACAAAUAGAAGCCUAUAUUUUUCAAUAUUAACUAUGUUUUGGAGGCUGGGAGGGUUUGGAUUUGCAAAUACGUCAGCGAUUGAUAGUUUAUUGGAAAAAGCACCAGAUGUAACGUUAGAGGAAGUAUUAGAUGAAGAGGAAUUAUUACAAGAGUGUAAAUCACAUAAUCCUAAGUUGAUUGAAUAUUUAAGAGAACCGGAUGUAUUGCAUAAACUUCUUAGAUAUAUAAUUAGGGAAGAUUUGGAUGAAAAAGCAAAGCAAAAAUACCCGUAUAUUGCGUAUGAAGUAUUAUCAUGUGAAAUAUGGUCAAUAUGUGAAACUAUUAUGGAGAAUAAAAUGCUAUUAUUUGAAUUCUGGGAAUUUUUGGAACGCCCAGCGCCUUUGGAUCCAUUACAAGCAUCAUAUUUUUCUAAAGUGAAUGAACAAUUUUUUGAAAAAAAGACAGAAGAAAUGAUACUUUUUAUUCAAAGUAUUCCGGAUAUUGUUUUUAAAAUAUUGAAACAUAUCGAAACGAGUGCUAUUACAGAUUUAUUAUUGAAAAUUAUUAGUAUUGAACAAAACGACCUUGGAGUAAUUAAUUGGCUUCAAAAUGAGUCAUUAAUUCCAUAUCUUCUUUCGAAAAUGAAUCCUCAUGUUGAUCCAAGUACACAAACUGCAGCGGCAGAUCUUUUAAAAGAUAUCAUUUCAAUUUCUUCAAAUCCGGAAAAUCAAAGAAACAUUGGAUCAAAUGCAUUAUUAUGGGAACUUGUAUCAAAAGAAAGCAUAGAAAUUCUUGUUAAUUUUAUGUUUGAUACAGAAGGGCCAUUUUCUUCAUCAAGCCUUAUUAAUGGUGCAAGUAUUAUUAUUGAACUUCUUAGAAAAAAUAAUAGCGGUUAUAAUAGAGUAUCAUUUUUUGACAUUUCUUUUGCGAAAAAUACAUCAGGGGAAAAAGGACCUAUCUAUUUUGAUAAUAUGUUAAAAAUAUUAGCAUCUCAUAUAUCCGAUUUUCAAAAAAUUCUUCUUAAUCCAAGAAUGCCUAAAGAUGAAAUUGAAGUAGCAUUUGAUAAAAUUAAACCUUUAGGUGUUGAAAGAUUUCGUAUUUGUGAACUUUAUGCGGAAUUACUACAUUGUAGUAAUAUGAUAUUAUUAAAUAAACCUAAGGAUAACCUAAAGAUCAUGAAAAAAAACAAAAUAUGUGAUGAAACAAAGGAAAAACCACAAAAUACAAAAAUAGUAAGGAAUUUGGACAUUUCUGGAAACGUGGAAACAUAUGAAGUAUUUAAUACUGAACAGGUAUUUUCAUGGGAGGAUCUUUCAUUUAAAUAUAUAGAUUCAUAUGAAGUUCUUGAAAAUAAGGAACAUCUUUUAAAUAAAAACAGUGAUAUAGAAGAUAUAUUUCUAGAAAAUAUUACUAAAACAAAAUCAUCUAUAUCGGAGGAUAAUUUUGAUAAUUAUUCUAGUGAAUUAAAUUCAAAGGAAUCAGAAACAAAUAACACUUUGGUAGAGCAUUUAAGUAAUAAUAAUGGCCUAAGUAAAGAAGAUGUGGAAUCAGAUGAAAAUUUAGAUCAUUUCGAAAAUAAUUAUGAUGCUUUAAAUAUGCCAUUCCAGAAUAAUUUGUCAGAUGAAAAACAUUGUACCAACAUAAACGAGAUUGCCGCGGUAUAUGAUAAUACAGAUACUAUUUUUGAGCCAGAAGUUAGUGAUUAUUUGAAGAUACAAUUUAUUGAACAUAAGGUCCUUUCUACAUUAUUGAAUAUGUUCUUCGUAUUUCCAUGGAAUAAUUUUUUACAUAAUGUCGUAUAUGAUAUUAUUCAGCAAGUUUUUAAUGCUCCUAUGGAUGAAAAAUAUUGCUGCGCUUUAGUACUAGAUUUGUUUUCUGAAGGAAAAAUUUGUGAAAAAAUUAUUCAAGGUCAAAAAGAUAAUGAUGAUACAAUCUCCAAACCCUGUGGUGUUCGAUUAGGAUAUAUGGGCCAUUUGACUUUAAUCGCUGAAGAAGUUGUCAAAUUUACAAAACGAUAUUCUCCUCAUACAAUAUCUCCUAUUAUUGCUGAAAAAGUUUUAUCGACUCAAUGGAUUGAUUAUAUUGAGCAUAGUUUGACUGAAACAAGGGAAAAAGAUAACGCUAUUCUAGGAGGAGUUCGGCCUCAUCAUUUAUCCCUUCAUUCUGUCAUUGAUUUUGAUGAUAAUGGCUUACAGGAUUUUAUGUCAGAUGUCGCCGAUAUCGAUUAUGAUGAUGAUGAUGAUGAUGAUGAUGAUGAUUUAAAUAGAAGAAUAAAUUUAUUUGGAAUACAAGAUACUAACGAUAAACAUACUAUAACUGAUAUGGAUGACGAUAGUGACUUUAAACAUGACCAAUUUUCGAGGUAUAUUAAUCAACAAUCUAUGGAUGAGUUUUCAAAUAAUUAUGAAAGACCCGAUAAUGAUAAGGAGGAUGUUUCUUGGAUAGAAGAAAAUGAGGCUUUUAAGCACAAUCGCAUUACAAACGAUUUAAGUCCCUCUCAAUAUCAAGAAAUAACGGACGAGAAAUUUGAUAACAGAUCUUUAAAUGAUAUAUUCGAGCAAAAAAUAUAUACUAAAUAUCAAGAUAAUUAUAUUGAUAAAAAUACGAUUGUUGAUAGUUUUUUAAUACUUGAUGAGAAACAAGAAAAAAUAGAUGAUAAUUACGAUAAUUUUAAUGGUAAAUCAGAUUUGAAUUCAGAUAGCCAUAUACAAGAUUUGGAUUAUAGAUUAUUCAAUUCAAUAACAAUCUCGAAACAAGAAAUACAAGAUAAAUAUUAUAACACUACCGAAAAAAUAUCUGAACUUUAAUAUCAUACCAAAAAUUCGUCUUAUUCAUGCAUUUGUAGCAAUAGAA